AUGAUAUUGACAAGUAAAAUUGAUGAUACCGUUCCUCCUCUUUGGAUGACAUUCUUUACACGCAUUCAGUCGGCAAAGAAAAUUAAAAGGAAUCUGUGUGGCUGUUUUUCUAAAACUUUGUUCGAAAAACUUUUUCCAGAGACAGUUAACUUACCCUGUGAUAUUUGUAAUAGGCAUGAUUUCAUUCAUUUCGAAGAUGUUGGUAAUUCAAAAAACAAUUUUACAUUCAUUGUAAAAAGAGAAUUAAAUAUAAAUUUGACGAACGAACUUAAUACAACAAAAAAUGACAAUAUAACAACUUACGUUCCAACUGUAAAAGUCGGCAGUAACAUCAAAAAUGCAUUUUUUAAAGAGUUUGACUAUAAAAAUGUUUACAAAUUAGAGACUGUAAAUGAACAUUCAAACGAAAUAAAUAUAAAUUUGGCGAACCAACUUAAUACAAUAAAAAAUGACAAUAUAGCAGCUUACGUCCCAACUGUAAAAGUUGGUAGUAACAUCCAAAAUGCAUUUUUCAAAGAGUUCAAAGACUACCAAAAUGUUUACAAGUUAGAGACUGGAAAUGCACGUUCAAAUGAAUUUAAUAGAAUCAAACAGGUGUCCUUCAGCAACAAUAUAAAUAAUAUAGUACUUAGCAUUGAGAGGAAGUAUAAUCCAUAUGACCAGCUGCAAUAUGAUAAAAAUUUUGAUGAUGAAAAUGUUUAUAAAUUAGAGACUGUAAAUGAACAUUCAAAUGAAUUUAACAGAAUCAAAGAAGAGUUUGUUGGCAACAAUAUAAAUAGAAUACAUAGCAUUCAGAAGGUACAUAAUCCAUACUUAUUACUGCAAUAUGAUUUAAGAAAGCUGGAAUAUGAAAAAAGGGGAAGAAGAUAUAAAGAAAAAAGGUUAUUUCAUGGCACAAAGAAGUCUAAUAUUAGUGGUAUUUGCGAAAGAAAUUUUAAUUGGAGAUUAACUGGUAGUUCCACAGGGCAUUUAUUCGGGCAAGGUGUUAAUUUUUCACCCUGUGCCAAUUACUGCACGCACUACGGCGACCCAACUUACAACAAAUGGAUGAUUCUGGCGUUAGUCAUUGUGUCCAAAUGUUGCCUGGGAACAUCAGAGAUGAAGAUACCACUCGACGGAUGUGAUACAAGUAUAAAAGAAAACGGACUAGUAUAUGUCAAAUAUGAUGAUAAUAGCUAUUAUCCACAAUAUCUUAUACAUUAUGAAAGUAAUUUAUGUAAAUAA
This is a messenger RNA of Diabrotica balteata, 1224 nucleotides long. The record is from the annotation of a GenBank genome assembly. NCBI's taxonomy places the organism in Eukaryota, Metazoa, Arthropoda, Insecta, Coleoptera, Chrysomelidae.